UGCCUGUACUUGUGUACUUUACGAUAAGUUGUUCUAAUGAAGACAAAAAAUGAAAGAAGUCCAAAAUAGAACAACGCGGGGCAUUCUCUACCGUUGAAUUGAAAAUCUGAUCUUUCACCAUCGGCGCCGGAAGAACUGAAUUUGUUGCUGUCUCCGAAGAAUUUCAAUCAAUUUCUUGGAUGAACCAUGCUGAAAUGAUGGAGCAAUACUCAGAACAGGGUCAAAAUAUUAUGAACAGUGCAGGGCAGGGAAUUUGCGAUGAGAGCAGAUGCGUCUCGAGAGCUUUGCCUGGACGCUACAGCAACAAGUCCUUUACAUGCUAUGGUGACGAGAAUGGAGAAUACUAUCCAAUGAUGUGCGCCGAUGGAUACGAGCCGUGGGUCGUUGAUGUCGUUGAUAAGGAACUGUCCGUGGAGGWAAACUCGUAUCCUCCCUGGUUGAUCAAUAUGAUAGACCAUUUUCCGAUAGAUAAAAGUACUUUGGGAGAUAUCUCUCUGAAGUACUUUACGUGCUGUCCGCCGGGUAGGCAACUAUCGGAUGCAAAUCUGACUCGACACUGUUCAGAUCCGAUUAGCUCCACGAUAGAUAGCGAGAACACAACGAUGAUUUGUGACAACAAUACMCAUCCCCAUUCUCAUAGAAUGGAACCUCGUUUGGACGGAAACAAUGAAUGGGCAGGCAACUCUUACGUGUGUUGUGACUCUGCCACUACCAACGGAACAAACCCAACAUCAAACUUCUUAGACGAGGCAAAAUGUGUUCCCUACCACGAUAGAUAUUAUACCUAUGAACUUGUUCGCAACCGCUAUGGGAAGAUUGUUCCAUUAUCCUGCACCGACCCAGAUUUUAAAUUCCCUCGCCAAGUGGAAAAAGAAAUUUCCGUUCCGGGAUCAGAUGGAAAGCUGUUGGUCUGGRGUUGGGAAUGCUGCAMGACAGGAUCUCCAUCCGUGUUGAUAAAAGACUCKGCAUUCAACACUACAAUAUACCCACAGCUUGCGCUAUCUUGUGUGUCAGUUAUUCUCUCGAUGACUAUCAUAUUAGGUUUGUUGAUUCCUCUGUUGGUGGCUAUCAAGAACGAGAGUGAAAAUAACGGAUCAAUGCGUUCACGAAGUUCUAUGAGCCUGAGGUCAUCAACAGCGGCUUUUGGAGGAUAUGUCACAUACAAUAUGUAUUUGCUUUUUCUGGCUAUACCUGAUUUCGUGGCCAAUUUAUUCUUCGUUAUAGUUUAUGGGAGUUAUGCAAAAAACGGAACUGCGGAUUUCCAAACCAACGUCAUUUCCACAUUUCAYGAUAACAGACUUGCCCUGAUGAAUGAAACAGGUCUGAUGCUCUGGUACGUAAGUACAAACUCAUACAUAAAUGCAAUUGURUGUUACGAGCUGCUUGGGUUGCUACGGAAUUGUUUCAAACGACGAAGAUGUGCGCCACCAAGCAAAAAGAAGGUGGCUUUACAGGCAGCAACGGCGAAUCUCCUCUCCGCUGUUCCGCCUUUCAYUUGGUGGCUCUACUGCGUCUUAACAUUUCAGGCUGAAGAAGAAGUGGAGGGUUCUUCUGAAAGGGAUGAAMGAACACGCCAUGUUUGGAAUCUGCUGAUGGUCAUAUCGGUGAUACUGCCCUUUCUGUUUGUUUGUUACACGGGAAUAACGAUUUGGAGGAAUGGCUAUAUGAAGUUUCAAAAAAUAACACCUUGUGGAGCGAUAUCGGCAAGAGACAAAGCUUUCAAACAGUUGGCGUACUAUUUUUCCCGAAUCAUUCUGAUCUUUAUUGUAGUAUGGGUUCCGAUGAUUAGCCUUUCGAUGAUCCCAAGCUUCUACUAUAAGGAAAGUCCCGAGGGAACUGCCAUCAUACUCCUGCUAUUGGCCAUUCAGCCAAUAGUGUCGUAUUGUCUGGUCCUGACAAAGCCCGAUGUAAGGCAAUCCAUAUUCGACCUUUURACGCUAUCCUGCUUUCGACCCRAUACCAUGGCUCAACAYCAUCUGGCUAGUACGAAUAGCAUGGGCGGCAUCGCAUCGACGAAUAGCAUUAGCGGCAUCGCAUCGAUUCGGUAACAAAAUGGGGACGAAUUGUCCAAAUCUCACGAAAAUAGUUUGUUUCCGACGUGACCGGAACAAAUUCAGUUUGUCAGCUGUGCCACAACAUCUGGUAUGGAUGGAUACGACUAGCAACUAGUGAAGAAAUAUGAUUUCCAAGGGGUGAUUCGCCCUAUUAGCCGCGAGUUGUUCCUUACUYUUAAAGUAAAUGCAGAACAUGUCG
Pseudo-nitzschia multistriata is the source of this 2253-nucleotide messenger RNA. Lineage: Eukaryota; Bacillariophyta; Bacillariophyceae; Bacillariales; Bacillariaceae. The record is from the annotation of a GenBank genome assembly.